AUGUGGAGAUUACAAGUCACUACAAUACUAGAGUUGAGAGCCAGCAUGGAAGGAAUGGUGCUUCUUGUGUUGUGGACUGCAAGCUUCGUACUCAUAGUCAACGCACAACAGAAGCUGAUGAGAGGUCUCAAUGUUUCUGAUGUGCUUUUUGGCAAUCUUCACAAGGCAAGUGAUCCUACAGAAGACUGUCCAGAUGUUGUUGAUAACACUCAAGAACAAGGCUCUCAUCAGCUUGAUGAUGAAUGUAAGGAUAAGAGAGAUCAAUGUGAGACCAUCAUGUCACAAAUGGGAGACUGCAAGUAUAAAAUGCACAGUUACAAAAUCUAUAGGGAUACUUGCACAGAGGACUUGUGUAAAUGCGAUGAGAAAAACCAAACCAUAUGUCUGUGCAGUAACCUGAACCAGUUUUCCAAAGCAUGUCUGGAGGCAAAAGGACACCCUGGAAUGUGGAGACGUCCAGAUUUCUGCUAUAUAAGCUGCCCCAACACCAUGGCAUUUUUUGAAUGUACUUCACCUUGUCUUAAUACUUGUUCCAACCCUACGGCUAGUAAACUGUGUACUGAGCUGUGCAAAGAGGGAUGUUCUUGUCCACCAGGAACUGUUCUGGAUGAUGUGACUAACAAUAAGAAAUGUGUGAAACUAAAUCAAUGCCCUUGUGCCCAUAAUGGUAAAAUAUACAAGCCUGCAGAAUCGUACUCAGCUGCCUGUCAGAAAUGCACUUGUAUGUUGGGUCAGUGGACAUGCAGUCAAGUUUCCUGUUCUGGAAACUGCACUCUAAAAGGAGGAUCACACAUACAGACAUUUGACGAAAAGGAAUAUAAUUUCCAUGGCAAUUGCCAGUACUUGAUGUCCAAGGAUGCAGAUAACAAAUUUGCUAUAAUAGCUAAAAUUAUACAGUGUGGAAUGACCGAGACCGUGACGUGCCUCAAUACUGUUUACAUCAAUUUAGAACGCAUGAAAAUAAAAAUCUGUUAUUGUGGAAAUGUAUAUGUCAACAAUUUUUUGGUUGCCUUGCCAAAAAUCACCGAUAAAAUAGCUAUCUAUAAACGCUCAGCUUUCUACGUUUAUAUUGUGACGCCAUUUGGUCUUAGUGUGAAAGUCCAGGUGAAGCCGGUCUUUCAACUUUUCAUCUCACUGAAUUCUACAUUUCAGAACAGAACCCUGGGUCUUUGUGGUAACUUUAAUGGAAUUGAAGGAGAUGACCUAACGACCAUUAGUGGGGUGGUAGAAGAUGCAGUGUCAGAUUUUGGCAAUUCCUAUAAAAUUCAAGCCAGCUGCAGUGAUGUGCCUGACUAUUUUGAAAAUCCAUGCUCCAAGAACAUCAACAAAGAGGAAUAUGCAAAACACUGGUGCUCUCAUCUGGUGCUCUCACCCAUCUUUGCUCUUUGCCAUGAAGUACUGGAUCCCAAACCAUACCAGAAACACUGUAUAUAUGAUGCAUGUAACUCAGAGCACAGUGAGGAUGCUGUGUGCACCUGGCUUGGAGACUAUGCAGAUGAAUGUAGAAGCCAAAAUGUGUUGCUAAAAGACUGGAGAUGGAGAUAUAAUAUUUGUGAUCCUGGCUGUCCCGAAAGCAUGGUGUUCAUGUCUACCCCAAGACAAUGCAAUUUUACCUGCAACUCUUUAGCAGAACCAGACAUUCUCUGUCAUUUCACGGCUGAUCCAAGAGAAGGCUGCAGCUGUCCAGAAGGGACUUACCAGACUCAAAAUGAAAAGUGUGUGCCCCCCGAGGAUUGUCCUUGCAACUACAAAGGGCGAACUGUUCCAGCUCGUCAAACAUUUAAAAUAGACGAGAUCCUGUGUAAAUGUAUACGUGGAAUUUUGGAAUGUCCAAUGGCAGACGAGGAGAUCAAAGCCUGCAAGCCACCUAUGUAUUAUUAUGACUGCAGUUCUCCUAAUCCGGAUACAGUGGGCUCACAGUGUCAGAAAAGCUGCAAAACCCAAGACAUGGAAUGCUACAGCAACGAAUGUGUGAUAGGAUGUGUCUGCCCUAAAGGUCUAGUAUCUGAUGACAAUGGUGGCUGCAUCCCCCCAAGCGAGUGUCCAUGUGUAUAUAGAGGGAAGUUUCAUGACACAGGAUCGACAAUAAACAUAUCCUGCAAUACAUGCACUUGUAAGAACAGGACAUGGGAUUGCACAAUGGAGCAUUGCCCCAAGACCUGCACAUUAUAUGGAAAUGGACAUCUCAUCACCUUUGAUCAGGCCCGGAAUGAUAUCAGUGGUGGUUGUGAUUACAUCUUAGCCCAGGAUUUCUGCCCAAACAAUAAUCAUGAUGGAUCCUUUCAAAUCUUCAUAAAGCAUAUUCUCUGUGGACACACCAACACCAUAUGUUCUCUCCAAAUCCGAAUUAUCUUGCUGAACAUAACUAUAGACAUAUAUGAAGGACGAGUAGAGGAAAUAACAAAACAUAAUAACGGACCUAAAGAUAAUUCUUACAGUAUUACGUUAAUGGGGCAACACAUUGUCUUUGUCACAGAGUACCUAACUCUGAUGUAUGAUCAGAAGAUGACCGCUACUGUCCUACUUUCAAACACAACUGAGGGGACGGUCUGUGGACUAUGUGGAGAUAAUGAUGGACGAGCAGCGAAUGACCUCACAUCUUCCUGGUCACAAGGAUGUAUUCAUGAAAGAUCAAGAGCUGAGUCUCCAUGUGACACCAAUCCUGAAAAGCUUGCCUGGGCCCAAAAGCACUGCAACCUCAUCAAUAGUGAAGUUUUUGCUUCCUGCAAGUCACUGGUGGACCCCAUUCCAUUCUAUGAUACAUGUGUUGAAGAUACCUGUACUUGUAGCAAUGAUAUAGGGGACUGUGAAUGUCUAUGUACCUCCAUAGCUGCGUAUUCUGCGGAAUGUAGAAGACAUGACAUAUGUAUAAGAUGGAGAACUCCAAACAUCUGCCCUGUGUUCUGUGACUACUACAACAAGGAUGGUCAUUGUGUCUGGCACUAUGAUCCUUGUGGCACUCCCUGCCUAAAGACUUGUCUGAAUCCCGAUGAUUGUCAAAAGAUGGAGAAGCUUGAAGGCUGUUACCCAAUGUGCAGUAAUGAGCGACCCUACUUUGAUACGGAGAACCAAAUUUGUGUCGAUAAACUGAACUGUUCAGUUUGUACGGACAAACUUUGUGAUGAACAUACAGGAGAAUGCUUGUGUUGCUAUCUUGGAAAGACUUACCGUAAUGGAGAACCAAUCACUGAAAUGAUUGAUGGACAGCUAUGUAUCACUGGAUACUGCAUAGAGGGACAUCUUAAAGACAUUGACAUAGCUUGUGGAUAUUUCACAUCCCAAACUACAGCUUUGACUGUUACACCAGAAGCUUUUACACAGACUCUUCCAAAGAAAACUGCUACAUUAAUUUCUGAAAUUACAAAAACAGAUCUGUCCAAAUAUACACAUAGUGCCUUGCCUUAUACUAAUGCCUCAACAACAACACCAAAAAUAUAUUCCUCAACACAAAUAGUUACCGUCAGUGUUUUAAGUCAAAGUCAGCCAGUUACCGGAAGAGGCAGUAGCAUUCUAUCAGGAAAAGUAACUGAAUCAACAUCUACUACUCUAAUAUCAUCACCAUACGUUUAUGCACCUACAACUCUCCCAUCAAGUGCCACUGAGCUAAGUACUUCUAUUUCUACAAAAGAAACUACUCAAUCUCCAAUACCAACGUCCCUCCCUAAAACAACUCAUACAACACCAGUUAAAUCAACUUAUCCAGCACUCGUGUCAAACACUACAACCAUAUCUUUACCAUAUCUAAAGGGGAGCACAACUUUAAAAACUAAAAUGACAGUGAUUGGUACCAUUCCCCUUAUAACAUCAAAGACAACUAAGUUACAUACUUCUACUCAGUCCACAAUAAAAACAGUCCUCUCUAAAACAACACCUUACACAACCACUUUUCAACGUGUCACUUCCAAAUAUACAGUCUCACCACCGUUUUCUAUAGCGCUUACAACUUUCAAAACUAAAGUGACUAGUACCACUCCAACAUCAAGUACAGCCAAGCUUAGUACUUCUAUUUCUACAAAAGAAUCUACUCAGUCCACAAAACAAAUAUCCCUUCCUAAAACAAUUCACACAACACCGGUUAAAUCAACUUAUCCAGCAUUCACAUCAAAGACUACAACUAUAUCUUCACCAUAUCUAGAGGGAAGCACAUCUUUGAAAACUAAAAUGACAGUGACUGGUACCACUCCUCUCACAACAUCAGAAACAACCAAGUUACGUACUUCUACUCAGUCUACAAUACAAACAGUCCUUUCAAAAACAACACCUCGAACAACCACUUUUCCACAUGUCACUUCCAAGUCCACAAUCUUGCCACCAUAUUCUAAAGCACCCACAACUGUAAAAACUAAAGUAACUAGUACCACUCCAAAAAAAUCAAGUACAGCCAAGCAAAGUACUUCCAUUUCCACAAAAGAAGCAACUUUAUUCACAAAACAAAUAUCCGUCCCUAAAACAACUCACACAACACCGGUUAAAUCAACUUAUCCAGAAUUCACAUCAAAGACUACAAUUAUAUCUUCACCAUAUCCAAAGGUAAGCACAUCUUUGAAAUCUAAAAUGACAAUAACUGGUACCACUCCCCUCAAAACUUCAGAAACAACCAAGUUACGUACUUCUACUGAGUCCACAAUAAAAACAGUCCUUUCUAAAACAACACCUCAUGCAACCACUUUUGAACAUGCCUCCUCCAAAUCAACAGUGUUGCCACCAUAUUCUAAAAUGCCCAAAACUUUAAAAACUAAAGUGACUAGUGUUACUCCAACAUCAUCAAGUGCAUCCAGGCUAAGUACUUACAUUUCUACAAAAGCAACUACUCCUUUCACAGAACAAAUGUCCCUCCCUAAAACAACUCGCACAACACCAGUUACAUCAACUUAUACAGCACUCAUGUCCACAAUAAAAACAGUCCACUUUAAAACAACACCUUAUAGAACCACUUUUCAACAUGUCACUUUGAAAUCUACAGUCUCACCACCAUUUUCGAAAGCUCACACAACUUUAAAAACUAAAGUGACUAGUACCACUCCUCUAUCAAGUGCAAGCAAUUUAAGUACUUCCAUUUCUACAAAAGAAACUACUCAAUUAACAAAACAAAUAUCCCUCCCUAAGACAACUCAUACAACACCAGUUGAAUCCACUUAUCCAGCAUUUGUAUCAAACACUACAACUAUAUCUUCACGCUAUACAAAGAGGAGCACAACUUUGAAAACUAAAAUAACAGUGACUGGUACCACACCCCUUAUAACUUCAAAGACAACCAAGUUACGUACUUCUACUGAGUCUACAAUAAAAUCAGUCCUUUCUAAAACACCUCAUGCAACCACUUUUGAACAUGCCUCCUCCAAAUCAACAGUGUUGCCACCAUAUUCUAAAAUGCACAAAACUUUAAAAACUAAAGUGACUAGUGUUACUCCAACAUCAUCAAGUACAGCCAGGCUAAGUAGUUACAUUUCUACAAAAGCAACUACUCCUUUCACAGAACAAAUGUCCCUCCCUAAAACAACUCGCACAACACCAGUUAAAUCAACUUAUCCAGCACUCAUGUCAAAGACUACACCUAUAUCUUCAUCAUAUCCAAAGGGAAUCACAACUUUGAAAACUCAAACGACAAUGACUGGUACAAUUCCCCUGAUAACAUCAAAAACAACCAAGUUACAUACUUCUACUCAGUCCACAAUACAAGCAGUCCUUUCUAAAACAACACCUCACACAACCACUUUGCAGCAUGUCACUUCCAAAUCAACAAUAUUGCCACCAUAUUCUAAAGCACCCACAACUUCCAAAACUAAAGCAACUAGUACCACUCUAACAUCAUCAAGUACAGCCAAGCUAAGUACUUCCAUUUCUACAAAAGAAACUACUCCAUUUACAGAACAAAUAUCCCUCCCUAAAACAACUCGCACAACACCAGUUAAAUCAACUUAUACAGCACUCAGUACCAUUCCCCUUACAUCAAAGACAACCAAAGUAUUUACUUCUACUCAAUCCACAAUAAAAACAGUCCUCUCUAAAACAACACCUUACACAACCACUUUCCAACAAGUCACUUCAAAAUCUACUGUCUCACCACCAUUUUCAAAAGCUCCCACAACUUUGAAAACUAAAGUGACUAGUACCACUCCAACAAGUACAGGCACGCUAACUACUUUAAUUUCUACAAAAGCAACUACUCCUUUCACAAAACACAUGUCCCUUCCUAAAACAACCCACACAACACCAGUUAAAUCAACGUAUCCAGCACUCAUAUCAAACACUACAACUAUAUCUACACCAUAUCCAAAGGGGAGCACAACUUUGAAAACUAAAAGUACAGUGACUGGUACCAUUCCCCUUAUAACAUCAAAAACAAGCAAGUUAAGUCCUUCUAGUCAGUCCACAAUACAAACAGUCCUUUCUAAAACAACACCUCACACAAUCACUUUUAAACAUGCCACUUUUAAAUCAACAGUGUUGCCACUAUAUUCUAAAGCACCCACAACUUUCAAAACUAAAGUAGCUAGUACCACUCCAACAACAUCAAGUACAGCCAAGCUAAGUACUUCCAUUUCUACAAAAGAAAGUACUCCACUCACAAAACAAAUAUCCUUCCCUAAAACAACUCACACAACACCAGUUAAAUCAAGUUAUCCAGCAGUGAUAUCAAAGACAAAAACUAUAUAUUCACCAUAUUCCAAACUAUCCACAAGUUUGAAAGCUAAAAUGACAAUGACUGGUACAACUCCCCUCCCAACAUCAGAGAAAAACAAGUUACAUACUUCUACUCAGUCCACAAUAAAAACAGUUGUUUCUAAAUCACCUCACACAACCACUUUUCAACGUGAAACUUCCAAAUCUACAAUCUUACCACCAUAUUCUAAAACACCCACAACUGUCAAAACUAAAAUAUCUAGUGUGAGUCCUGGCAUAUUUUCCGAUAUAUUUGCAAACACUUUCGAAACAUCUACUUCUAUGAAAAAAACGAUUCACACCACAACAGAAAAGACCCUCUCUAGAACAACAAGUCACACAAAACCUAUUAGAUACUCAACCACAUCUUCAGCACUCAUUUCAAAAACUACAUUUAUGUCUCCACCACAUUCCAAAUCACCCACAACUGUCUAUACUAAAGUGACUAGUGUUAGUCCAUGGAUAUUUAAUGAUAUAUUUGCAAACACAUUAUCUACAUUUUCAACAUCAAAGACAGCCAAGUUACAUACAUCUACUCAAUCCACAAUACAAGCAUUCCCCUAUAAAUCAACACCUCUCACAACCACUUUUCCUUAUAUCACUUCCAAACAUACAACAACCAAAUAUCCAACAAUUACUGAGAAAACAUCUGCCAUGUCUGGGAAGACAACAAAAAUAGCAACUACUGGAAAAGAAUCUACUCGGAGAGAAAAAAAAGAAACAUAUUUCAGAACUUUCAGUGUGCCGACGACAGUAGGUGAUCAAUGCCUCUUGAUCUCAGAGCCUAUCAAUAUAACAAAAGGUGAAUGCAGUACACUGCAGGCUGUGCCUAUGAAUUAUUGUGCUGGCCGAUGUUCUACAUCUUCAAUGUUUUCCCAUGAUCUUGAGAGUAUGAUGAGAAGCUGUUUUUGUUGUUUGGAUAUGGAGGGAAGCUCCAGAACAGUUCAGCUUACCUGCCUUGAUGGAAGCACAAUACCUUACACUUAUUAUCUUAUACAAUCAUGUUCAUGUGUGGCCAUGACCUGUGGAAAACCUGAAGACACCACAUUGAGACCAGUUACUUGACCACGUCAUUGAUGAUCAGAUAGCAUUCUCAUGCAACUGUUGCUGCAUUACGUGCAUCCUACUACAAUCUCGCUGGAAUAUAGUUCAGAGAAACAUAUGAUUUAGCUAAUAUCUGUAAUUACUCUAUUAAACCUGACAGAUGGACAGAG
Messenger RNA from Bufo gargarizans (Asiatic toad), 7877 nucleotides. RefSeq names its product mucin-5AC-like. The record is from RefSeq and is a predicted model, not a curated record. Gene Ontology annotation, molecular function: protein binding. The transcript has 29 exons. Bases 1 to 7728 code for a protein of 2575 amino acids. Gene Ontology annotation, cellular component: extracellular matrix. NCBI's taxonomy places the organism in Eukaryota, Metazoa, Chordata, Amphibia, Anura, Bufonidae.